This is a messenger RNA of Penicillium bovifimosum, 525 nucleotides long. RefSeq lists its product as uncharacterized. Lineage: Eukaryota; Fungi; Ascomycota; Eurotiomycetes; Eurotiales; Aspergillaceae. Bases 1 to 525 code for a protein of 174 amino acids. The record is from RefSeq and is a predicted model, not a curated record. The transcript has a single exon.
AUGAACAUAUUCCAAAUUUCAAACCAGCUUUCUCCAUCACCCACAAGAUUUCCAGAUUGUUGUCUAGGCAUCUCCAGCACUCUAAUAACCCACCUCGCCGCGCUUCUCCCCCGAAAACCCGCCUUUACCAUCUCAAUCGGUAGCGGAUCGGGUCUUCUUGAGGCUCUCAUCGUGCACGGCGAUAAAAAUGUGUCAGUCGCAGGGGUCGAAGUGGAUUCCACUAUCAAUCGGUACAUUGCCGAAGAAGACAUGAACAUCGUUGGCGGAGGCUGGGGCCUUUGCUAUGCCGCCCAACAAGCCGCUGCGUGGAUGUUUGUUUAUCCUCGUGACCCGAAGCUCGUCACCAAGUACAUUGACACAUAUGGCGAUCAAGCUGUGGAGAUGAUUAUUUGGCUUGGGCCAAGGGUGGAUUGGCCGGAUUAUGAGUCGCGGUUUACUCAGUCACCGUUUUCUGAGUUGAGUUUUGAAGACAAUAUUGGCUUAACGCCGUAUGAGACUGUGGUUGUUGCUAGACGACCAUGUUGA